ACAGGAGGCAGGUGGGCGGGCUGGAGGCAGCCGGGGAGCCCGCCCAGAGAGCUGAGGGCUGCAGUCGGGCUGGAGCCGAGAUGGGUGUCAAAGCAGGACCCCCAGAGGUGCCGAGCCCCCCGCGGAGAGUGUUGCUGGCCCCCAGCCCACGGAGCAGAGAGCUGGGCAUGUUGCAGGACCUGGGGACACUGGCAGUGCUGUGGCUCAGUGGCGUGGCUCUCAUCUACCUCCUGUGGCAAGUGCCCCAUCUGCCCGCCUGGGGCCAGGGGCAGUCUGCCGGGUCCCCGGCCCGCGGCCCCCGCCCAGCCUGGGAGCCCCUGGGAGGGGGGCGCGGGGGGCCAGACUCCUGCCGGCUGCUCCUCGUGGAGAGCAUCCCCCAGGACCUGCCCUAUGCGGCCGGCAGCCCGUCCGCCCAGCCCCUGGCCCAGGCCUGGCAGCAGCUGCUGGACGCCGCCCAGGAGAGCGUGCACGUCGCCUCCUACUACUGGUCCCUGACGGGCCCCGACAUCGGGGCCAACGACACCUCGGCCCAGCUGGGCGAGGCCCUCCUGCGGAAGCUGCAGCAGGUCCUGGACCGGAAUGUCUCCCUGGCGGUGGCCACCAGCCACCCGACGCUGGCCAGGAACUCCACCGACCUCAAGGCCUUGGCAGACCGAGGUGCCCAGGUGCGCCGGGUGCCCAUGGGGCGGCUCACCGGCGGCGUCCUGCACUCCAAGUUCUGGGUCGUGGACGGGCUUCACGUCUACCUGGGCAGCGCCAACAUGGACUGGCGGUCCCUGACCCAGGUGAAGGAGCUCGGUGCGGUCAUCUACAAUUGCAGCCGCCUGGCCCGGGACCUGGAGAAGACCUUCCAGACCUACUGGGUGCUGGGGGCGCCCAGAGCUGUGCUGCCCAAGCACUGGCCUGGGAACUUCUCGACCCACAUCAACCGCUUCCAGCCCCUCUGCACCCGGUUUGACGGGGUGCACACCACAGCCUACUUCUCGGCGUCGCCACCUGCGCUCUGCCCGCACGGCCGCACCCGGGACCUGGACGCGCUGCUGGCCGUGAUGCGGGGCGCCCGGCGGUUCCUGUACGUCUCGGUGAUGGACUACUUUCCCACCACCCGCUUCACCCGCCCCGCCAGGUACUGGCCGGUGCUGGACGACGCGCUGCGGGAGGCGGCCUUUGGCAGGGGCGUGCGUGUGCGCCUGCUCGUCAGCUGCUGGCUGCACACGGACCCCAGGAUGUUCCCCUACCUGCGGUCCCUGCAGGCCCUCAGCGACCCCGCGGCCGGCAUCUCCCUGGACGUGAAAGUCUUCAUCGUGCCCGUGGGGAACCACUCCAACAUCCCGUUCAGCAGGGUGAACCACAGCAAGUUCAUGGUCACAGAAAGGGCAGCCUACAUCGGCACCUCCAACUGGUCGGAAGAUUACUUCAGCAGCACCUCGGGCGUGGGGCUGGUGGUCAGCCAGAGGGCCCCGGCCGGCGAGCCCGGGCGAGGCACCGUGCAGGAGCAGCUGCGGCAGCUGUUCGAGCGAGAUUGGAACUCCCCCUACGCCGUGGGCCUGGACGGACAGGCGCCGGGCCAGGACUGCGCGUGGCAGGACUGAGGCCCCCCUCCCACCCCCAACCCCGUCCCUGGUGGGCACUGCUCCCCUCCAGGCCCCCCACCCUGGCCCCCCGUCCAGGCUCCAGGCAGCUCCUCCCGCACAAGUCAUGGUCAGGGUCAAGACUGCCCCGGCCCAGGGCAGCAGAGCGAACUGUUCGCUGUCCCCUGCUCUCCAGAUACAGCCCCUCAACGCCCCCCCGCCCCGCACCAAGGGAGCCCCCCAGGAGGCCUCUGCGCACCUCCCCCUGAACUGCAGUCCCCGCCCACAUGAGGGGCCUUCCAAGCACCCCCGCCCCCCCCCAUCUCUCUCUGUGCGUCCGGCCAGGGCUGGAGUCCACACUGCACUGGAGUCCACGCGGCAGUGGGUGAGGGGGUGCUUGUGGGUCAUGGGGGCCCCUGACUCUCACGGGGCUCAGCCCCUCCAGGGGGCCCUGGGCGGCCCGCAUGCCAGAGCCGUUGGGUGGGGGCAGGAGCACUGGACCGGCCCUGUGCCCAUGGGUGUGUGCUGGUCGGGGUCGAGGAGUGGGGCCCCGGACUGGGGCCGCCGGGCAGCAGCAGAGAGGACCUGGGAUUGAGCGGGGGACGGGAACACAGGGCUGGGGUGGGGCUUGGACGCCGCCCCUGGGAGCCCACCCUCCCCAGGGGCCACCCUGCAGAGCCAGCUCCGAGCUCAGCCCCAGCCCUCAGGCAGCACUUGGGCUGCGAGCCCACCUGGCCUGGGGGUCCCCACGGCUGCCUGAGGCUGUGUGGAGCUGAGGGCUGCCUCAGGGGCUGAGGGUCACAGGACGCUGAGGGAGUAAGCCAGUGGGUGCCAGGGUCCGGCUCUCCCAUGUCCGGGGUGGCCCCCUCCUGGCCCCCGCCCCGGUGCGGUCUGCCCCGGGGUGGGGGGCCCGGUGAGUUGGUGCUGGGCGUCUCAAACACCGGCCUCCUCGUCUGGGACGAGGCUCCCGGGAGCCAGCCUGCCUCCCCGCCCCGACGUGCGAGCGCCCGAGGGGGUCCCGGGGACCCAUGCAGCACCCCGAGGCACCCGGGGCAUCUGGGAGCCAGCCAGCUCGAGAGCCGCACCAGGCCAGCGCCUCCCAUCCCUGUCCCGGAGCAGACGCCCCCGGCGGUCCGCGCGCUCAGCCAGCGCUAGGCCUCCUGUGCGCGCGGGGGGCCUGGUGGUCACACCUUGGUGGCAGCCUCGAGGUCUGCUCCAGAGCAGAGCCCGGUCCACAGGAGACCCGGAGGGAGGAGGACGCAGAGGCCCCGCGGGCCCCUCGGCGGGGCGGCUCCUGGGGCGCGCAAGCCCCGCCCCUCGUGAGCCCCGCCCCUCGGGGGCAGCGAGUGCUGCUGUCCUUGCCUGUGGCUGACUCCGUGCACAGAGGGGGAGGGGACACAGGGAGGUAACAGCGGGGAGUGUCCCCUGCGGGCGGGCUGACGGGCCCCGAGUGCUGCCCGGGUGGGACGUGGAGACUGCGUCCCCCACCCUGCGAGCUCGGAAGCAGCUCCUUCCGCAGUCAGGGCUGGAGAGGGGCCCGCGGCCCGGCUGCUGCCACCUGGGUCACGGCCCGUGGGACCCUGCGGGGGGCGGCUGAGCAAGGCUGGAGCUCCUGACCCGCGGAAUCGGGGUGAUAAACGUGUGUUGUUUAACCGGC
Molecule: messenger RNA, 3228 nt
Organism: Phyllostomus hastatus (greater spear-nosed bat)
Lineage: Eukaryota; Metazoa; Chordata; Mammalia; Chiroptera; Phyllostomidae
Gene: PLD4
Product: phospholipase D family member 4
Exons: 11
Coding region: 81-1592 (503 amino acids)
Biological process (GO): hematopoietic progenitor cell differentiation; phagocytosis
Cellular component (GO): endoplasmic reticulum; nucleus; trans-Golgi network membrane
Molecular function (GO): catalytic activity
Source: RefSeq, a predicted model, not a curated record